CGUUCAACAGGUUCAGAUGAAGAUGAUGAAGAUGAUGGUGGUCCUCGUCCUCUCUGGUCUCCUCUGUGUCUCGGCUGACGCUGAUCCUUCUGUCUCUGGUUCCUCUUCAGACCGACAUGGGGACCUUAAAAUCAGCGGCUGUUCAGACUCUGGUGGAGAGGACAUGUAUGGACUGGACGGAGAGGAGGUCUGGUACGCAGACUUCAUCAACAAGAGAGGAGUCGAGCCUCAGCCCAGUUUCAUCGAUCGUAUCACCUUCCCAGGAGCUUAUGAAUCUGCUGUGGCUGAUCAACAGAUCUGCAGACAGAACCUGAAAGUCAUUCUCCAGGCUCUUAAAAACCCUCCAGUGGAGCUCAACCCUCCUUCCAGUCUGAUGGUCUACCCCAAAGAAGACGUGGAGCUCAGAGAGAAGAACACCCUCAUCUGUUAUGUGACUGGUUUCUAUCCUGCUCCUGUCAACUUCUACUGGACAAAGAACGGAGAGAACGUCACCCAAGGAACCAGCACCAACGUUCCCUACCCCAACAAAGACGGUUCCUUCAACCAGUUCUCCAGACUGGAGUUCAUCCCACAGCUGGGAGACAUCUACAGCUGUACAGUCAAACAUCUGGCCCUGGACCAACCACUGACCAGAAUCUGGGAUGUGGAUCUUAAUGUUACUGUUUUUGUGUCUCCAGGUGUGCAGAAGACAGCCCCAGGUAUUGGACCUGCGGUUUUCUGUGAUGUUGGUGUGACUGUGGGUCUGCUCGGUGUGGCCGCUGGAAUCUUCUUCUUCAUCAAAGGACACGAGCGCAGCUGAUUGGUCGGGGCUGAUGAUGUCAUUAGGAUGAAGAACGUUGUAAACUAGAGAUAUAUUUCUCUACUGUCUGUGUAAUAUGUUGAAAUAAAGUUUAUUUUUUUCUUGA
This is a messenger RNA of Sander lucioperca (pikeperch), 905 nucleotides long. RefSeq names its product HLA class II histocompatibility antigen, DR alpha chain-like. Gene Ontology annotation, cellular component: MHC class II protein complex; membrane. NCBI's taxonomy places the organism in Eukaryota, Metazoa, Chordata, Actinopteri, Perciformes, Percidae. The transcript has 5 exons. The record is from RefSeq and is a predicted model, not a curated record. Gene Ontology annotation, molecular function: MHC class II protein complex binding. Gene Ontology annotation, biological process: immunoglobulin production involved in immunoglobulin-mediated immune response; positive regulation of T cell activation; peptide antigen assembly with MHC class II protein complex. The coding region runs from base 17 to 799 and encodes 260 amino acids.